Molecule: messenger RNA, 1458 nt
Organism: Lindgomyces ingoldianus
Lineage: Eukaryota; Fungi; Ascomycota; Dothideomycetes; Pleosporales; Lindgomycetaceae
Exons: 1
Coding region: 1-1458 (485 amino acids)
Source: RefSeq, a predicted model, not a curated record
AUGGACCACUCCGAAGCCUCCUCGCUGGCUUCUCUUCCCCUUAAAGAAACGCUUGCAUCACUCCCACCACUCUCCUCAUCCUCCAGCGAUCUCCGAGCCCAGACGCGGAAAGAGAUUCAAUCGAACCCGAAUAUUCCAAUUCUCGUAGCGCUUGAUGACGACCCCACAGGUACCCAAACGUGCCAUGACAUCCACGUUUUAACGAUAUGGAGUAUCGAUGCCCUAACGAACGAAUUCAACAUCACAAAACCAGGAAGUGGAUUCUUUAUCCUGACGAAUUCUCGAGCCUUACACCCUCCGGCCGCCCGAGCUCUCAUGGUUGAAAUAUGUCAGAAUCUAAAGCAGGCAGCUGCGGCGGCCGGGAAGACUUUCGAGGUGGUGCUUCGAGGAGAUUCCACGUUACGGGGCCACUUUCCGAUCGAGCCAGAAGCCGUGGAAGAGGUUCUUGGAAAGAGCGAUGCAUGGAUUCUUGCGCCAUUCUUCUUGCAGGGUGGUCGAUAUACUAUCAACAACGUACAUUAUGUAGCAGAAGGAAUCACGCUAGUGCCGGCCGGCGAUACACCAUUUGCGAAGGAUGCAACAUUCGGAUACAAGAACAGUGACCUUAGAGACUGGGUCGUGGAGAAGUCAAAAGGUACAAUUGUGCGGGAGAGGGUAAGGAGCCUCAAUUUGAACGACAUCCGAGCAGGCGGCGCUGAGAAGAUUGGCGAGAUUUUGAUGGGAUCCGCAAGAGGCAGCGUCAUCAUCGCGAAUUCGGCAGCUGAAGAAGACAUGGAUGUUAUAAUCUUAGGGAUUCUCAAAGCGUCGGCACAGGGAAAGAAGUUUCUCUUCCGCUCUGGGGCAGCAUUCGUCUCCGCCCGCCUCGGUAUCUCACCUAUCCCUCCCAUCUCCGGAAAACAACUACAUCUCGAUCCUUCAAGAGGCGGCCUCAUAAUCGCUGGCUCUUACGUUCCAAAAACGACAGCUCAGCUCGAGGCUCUAAUGCAGAGAUCUGGCAAUCGACUAUUGGCUAUCGAGCUCGACGUCAACAAGCUCCUCGAAUCCCCGGAGCAAGCCGAACAAGAGCUGCAACAUGCCCUAUCGGUGGCAGAAUCCGAGCUCACAAAACCGCAAGAUGUGCUUGUUAUGACAUCUCGCAAACUCAUCGUUGGUGCGGACGAAGCAAACUCUCUUGAUAUCGGCGCAACUGUUGCCAGAGCGCUUGUCUCGUUCCUUGUACGUCUUAAAGCGAAACCACGGUAUGUGAUUGCGAAGGGCGGAAUCACGUCCUCUGAUAUGGCGACAAAGGGAUUGAAUAUGAAGAGGGCUAUGAUCGUUGGUCAAGCAGCCGCUGGCGUCCCACUUUGGAGAUGUGAUGAGCCUACUUGCAAACAUCCAGGCUUACCUUACGUCAUAUUCCCAGGUAAUGUAGGUAGUGAGGAGACACUUUUUGAGGUUGUAGAUCGUUGGCGGGUGUAG